GCAGCAGUAUGGCUGCGCCCAGGGGCGGCAGGUGCGGCCGGUUGGAGUCGUGUCUGGUCCCCGGGGAGCGCUCCGCGUGGGCGUCCGCAUGGAGCGGGCCGAGUUCUGGGUCUCCCUGACGGCUGGUGGGAUAGCUGGUGUGUGCGUUGACUUGAUAUUAUUCCCUCUGGAUACCAUAAAAACUCGACUGCAGAGUCCCCAAGGAUUUAAGAAGGCUGGUGGCUUUCACGGCAUCUACGCUGGCGUUCCUUCUGCUGCUGUAGGAUCCUUUCCGAAUGCUGCUGCCUUUUUUGUCACCUAUGAAUAUGUGAAAUGUUUGUUGCAUACUGUCUCCCCUCCGUAUAUGAGUCCAGUAACACACAUGGCGGCCGCCUCCUUUGGAGAAGUAGUUGCCUGUCUAAUACGGGUUCCUUCUGAAGUUGUAAAGCAGAGGGCUCAAGUUUCUCCUUCAUCCAGUACCUUUCAAGUUCUUUCCAACACCUUAUAUCAAGAGGGUAUUCAAGGACUUUAUCGAGGUUACAAAAGCACUGUAUUAAGAGAGAUUCCUUUCUCUCUGGUGCAGUUUCCCCUUUGGGAGUCCUUAAAGGAUCUCUGGUCAUGGAAGCAGGGUCACGUGGUUGAUUCUUGGCAGUCAGCAACCUGUGGAGCUUUUGCAGGUGGAUUUGCAGCUGCAGUCACCACACCUCUAGAUGUAGCAAAGACAAGAAUUAUGUUGGCAAAGGCUGGUUCCAGCAAUGCCAGUGGGAAUGUACUCUCUGCCCUGCACAGUGUCUGGAGGUCACAAGGGCUACCUGGAUUGUUUGCAGGUGUUGUCCCUCGAAUGACAGCAAUCAGUCUGGGAGGAUUCAUCUUUCUUGGGACAUAUGACAAAACUCGCCGCUUGCUGCUCUGAUUUGGAGUAGAGAUUCCUGUGAAUCAUAGCAAAGAGCCAAAGAUCUGCUGCUUUCCAGAAAGAAUACACUCAUCAAAGUACUCAUGCUGCUUCUCAGGCUUCUUUAUGUGGCUGAGGAGCUGGUCAACUCCCUAAACUCAUAUUUUCACUAUUAAAAGAAAAGUCCUUCAAUAAUCCAGUUUCCCUAACUUAAAAUUUCCCAGCAUGGAAAGCAGUGAAGUCAUAGAGAGACUUGUGCCAAAAAAGUAACAUGUGGGGGUAGACAGCUAAUUACAGCAUCUGCAAACAGCAUUAUCAGAACUCAGGCAAGGAAAACGUUUUGUAAACCAAAAGAACAUGGUUUGAGCAGCAAAAAUGGAAUAAAUGAAUUUUCAUUAGAGACACCUGAUCCUCAGCAUCAAGGCUGCUUUUAAUUCACUGGAGGAGUUGACAUAGCUGCAAUCAGCAGGCAUUUAAAGACUCUAGAAAGUAUUCUUAGCUGGGAGGCUGCUGGGGAAAAGUAAUGCCCAUUUGUUUCUGAUUUGAGCUGUAUUUUGAAAGUUUAUCCCACCGUUUAUACCUGCAGGUGCAUAGCAAGCACUCUUAUGUGGUAACCAGUGUGGGGUUUUUAAUUAGACUCAGCUUUCUCCAGGAAAAGUACAAUGCUGUAUUAUUUUACAGGUAGCCUGUCCAACAAUGUUGCCUAUGAAAA
Messenger RNA from Chelonoidis abingdonii (Abingdon island giant tortoise), 1583 nucleotides. RefSeq names its product solute carrier family 25 member 26 (gene SLC25A26). NCBI's taxonomy places the organism in Eukaryota, Metazoa, Chordata, Testudines, Testudinidae. Gene Ontology annotation, biological process: transmembrane transport. The record is from RefSeq and is a predicted model, not a curated record.